Plectropomus leopardus (leopard coralgrouper) is the source of this 485-nucleotide messenger RNA. Lineage: Eukaryota; Metazoa; Chordata; Actinopteri; Perciformes; Serranidae. The record is from RefSeq and is a predicted model, not a curated record.
GUUUCGUGUUGCCAGACCUCCCUGAACAGUUUGGGCCCCCGGACACAGCCCCGCCCCUCCUCAGCAGACUGAUGGAGGCCAUCGAGGCCAAAGGUCUGGACAGUCCCGGUGUGUAUCGUAGUCCCAGUUCAGGAGCUCUGGACGUCCGGCAGCUCGCCGACGCUGACCUGGAGCAGCUGGACGUGUCGUCCCUGUGUGAAGGCGUGUUCCGGUUCCUGCAGGACCUGCCCGGUCCCGUCCUCCCGUCCUCGCUGCAGGCCGACAUGAUUCACGCCGUUCAAGAGGUCCGAGACCUGGAGGACUGCGCCCAGGUGCUGCGGGGCGUGGCCAGCUCGCCGGCCUGCCCGGCCCAGUACGGCCUGACGCUGCUCAGCGUGGUCCGCCACCUGGCCCGGCUGUGUCUGCACGGCGCCAGGAACCAGCUGAGCCCCCGAAACCUGGCGGAGAGCUUCAGCCCGCUGCUGUUCAGACAGGCCGCAGGGUGA